Chiloscyllium plagiosum (whitespotted bambooshark) is the source of this 1130-nucleotide messenger RNA. The record is from RefSeq and is a predicted model, not a curated record. Lineage: Eukaryota; Metazoa; Chordata; Chondrichthyes; Orectolobiformes; Hemiscylliidae.
GGAGCUUUACCCAGUCCCUAACACCACGUAAAGGGAGCUUUACCCUGUCCCCAACACCACGUUCAGGGAGCUUUCCUCUGUCCCUAACACCACGUACAGGGAGCUUUACCCUGUCCCUAACACCACGUACAGGCAGCUUUCCUCAGUCCCUAACACCACGUACAGGGAGCUUUCCUCUGUCCCUAACACCACGUACAGGGAGCUUUCCUCAGUCCCUCACACCACAUACAGGGAGCUUUCCUCUGUCCCUCACACCACGUACAGGGAGCUUUCCUCAGUCCCUCACACCACGUACAGGGAGCUUUCCUCUGUCCCUCACACCACGUACAGGGAGCUUUACCCAGUCCCUCACACCACGUACAGGGAGCUUUACCCAGUCCCUAACACCACGUACAGGGAGCUUUCCUCUGUCCCUAACACCACGUACAGGGAGUUUUACCCUGUCCCUAACACCACGUACAGGGAGCUUUCCUCUGUCACUAACACCACGUACAGGGAGCUUUCCUCUGUCCCUCACACCACGUACAGGGAGCUUUACCCUGUCCCUAACACCACGUACAGGGAGCUUUACCCAGUCCCUAACACCACGUACAGGGAGCUUUCCUCUGUCCCUAACACCACGUACAGGGAGCUUUACCCUGUCCCUAAGACCACGUACAGGGAGUUUUACCCUGUCCCUAACACCACGUACAGGGAGCUUUACUCUGUCUCUAACACCACGUACAGGGAGCUUUACCCUGUCCCUAAGACCACGUACAGGGAGUUUUACCCUGUCCCUAACACCACGUAGAGGGAGCUUUCCUCUGUCACUAACACCACGUAGAGGGAGCUUUCCUCUGUCUCUAACACCACGUACAGGGAGCUUUCCUCUGUCCCUAACACCACGUACAGGGAGCUUUACUCUGUCCCUAACACCACGUACAGGGAGCUUUCCUCAGUCCCUCACACCACGUACAGGGAGCUUUACUCAGUCCCUCACACCACGUACAGGGAGCUUUCCUCAGUCCCUCACACCACGUACAGGGAGCUUUACCCUGUCCCUAACACCACGUACAGGGAGCUUUACUCUGUCCCUCACACCACGUACAGGGAGCUUUACCCUGUCUCUAACAUCACGGGGGACAGUGUAG